AGGGUGCUAUAAUAACCGGUUAACAGUGUGUGGAAUCCUAUUCGGCUUCUUCGUUCAAUUGCGAAUACCCUCUGUUUACCGGGAACUCAUCAGAGUCUCAGACGUUAGCUUCUUAUUAAUCUCAUGGCCGCCAAGCCUUCCGUGCCUUUCAUCAAACUCAAUUCCCCCGCCACCAUUCUAGCCUCCAUCAAGCAAGAACCCCUUCAAUCACCGCCGUCCAUACCACCACGUGAGCCCAUUCCAGAACCGUUAGCGGUUGUCAAAGUCGAACCAGAACAAAACGAACAACAGCAACAACCACAAGAAGAAGAAGAACAACAACAACAACAAAAAGAACCCCAAUUCUUACAAUCCAUCAACGACCUCGCCACCCUCUCCUCCGUAAUCCACGCUUUCAAAUGCAGAUUUGAAGAAUUAAAAGAACACCUUGAGUUCAUCAACCAAGCCAUCGACUCCAAAUUCAAUGAACCACAAAAAGAACAACGCCCAAAGAUUGAAACCCAGCCUCCUGCGAAAUCGACGGAAACUGAUAAUAAAACGGAAAAAACAGGACCCGAGACCACUCCUUCGAAAUCCUCGCGUUCCGAAAUCCAAAACCUCUGCGAGAUGAUGUGCAGCAAAGGACUACGUAAAUACAUUGCAGCCCAUUUAUCAAACGUCUCGAAGCUUCGAGAAGAAGUCCCUGCCGCUCUAACGCUUGCCCCAAAACCCGCCAAAUUGGUUUUAGAUUGCAUUGGGAGGUUCUUUUUACAAGGAAUAAAGGCUUAUACCAAGGACUCGCCCAUGAUACCGGCAAGGCAAGCUUCGGUUUUGGUCCUGGAGUUUUUUCUUUUGAUGAUGGGAGGUUUUCGCGGCAAAGGUGAGGUUCAGAUUGCGGCAGACAUUAAGUUGGAAGCGGAGAAAGGAGCCCUAGCGUGGCGAAAGAGGUUGAUUAGUGAGGGUGGUUUGGCUAGGGCAAGUGAAGUUGAUGCUAGGGGUUUGUUGCUUUACGUUGCUUGUUUUGGGAUUCCGAAAGCCUUCCGGAGUGAGGAUUUGGGGAAUUUGUUGCGGUUGUGUAAUCUCAGGGCUAUUGCGGAUGCUUUGAAGGGCUCUCAUGUACUUCCUGUUAAAAUGCCAGAUAUCAUCGAAGGUAUGGCAAAGAAUGGAAUAUAUGUUGAAGCUGUUGAUGUUGCUUCUAUCUUUGGUCUUGAGGAUAAAUUCUCCCUUAAGACAAUUUUGACUUUAUUCUUGCAAGAGUCUACAAAAGCAUUCAAGAAGGCAAGACAGGAAGCACAAAAUUCUCCUGUGGCACUGAAAAAGGCUAAUGAAAAUCAAUUAGAUGCUCUGAAAACGAUAGUCCAGUAUUUGGAAGAUCGCAGUAGGGAUGUGACAAAGCUUCUUGGUGCAUGGCAAAUUGAAGAGAAGAUAGUCAAGUUGGAAGAAGAAAAUGCUGAGCUACAAAAAAGGAUCAAUGACAAGAAAAUCAUGCCAAAGAGAAAACUGGAUGAAACGGGAUCCUCAAGUAAGGCUAAGAGUCAAGAAAUGAAACGUCCACGGUUUACAGCUAAAGGGUCACCCUUGCCAAAAUCUUCUCAUGUCAAUGGGUUGCAUGAGCAACGAACUGCUACUCUUGCGGAUGGCAUGAGGUCAUAUGAUGGUUUGGUGGCAAAAACUAUGGACAAUGCUAUUUCUGGUCAUGUUAGCAAUUAUCCUGCUGCCUCAUCUGUGCCACAUGGAUCAACUGUAGGUUCUUAUCCUGAAAAUGGAGUUGGCCAGAUGGCAGGAAUCGGUGGUGUUGGAAGCAGCAGUAUGGUGACAGGCAUAGGUGGCCUUUUAGCAAGUUCUUAUUCUGGGGCUCAUUUAGAUAUGGGAGUUGAUAAGGCUGGGAGUAGCAGUGAUCUGCCGUAUGGAUGGCGUCAAGGCUCUGUUGGGCAAUCUGCAUCCAUGAGGUUUGGUGGUUUGUUUGGGACAUCACCAUCUAUAGAAGGCUUUGUUGGUCUGCCCGAUUUUCCAUCUUCUGGUCCUACUGAUAGGACAACAGCAGAUCUAUAUCGGUUUGUUGAUUCUGUCGUGGAAAGUGAGACCUAUAGUGGUAGCUCUCACAGGACAGGCACUUUGCAAAACGUAGUGCCUGUCCGUCAUUCUUCCUAUAUGUUUUAAUGAAUUAAUAGUACCUGGUUGUUUCCUUGACUUGACUAAAUACAGAGUUAGAUAAGAGGGAGAAGGUGAAGCCUUCCGUGUGUUUCUUUUUGAACCAGGAGGGUACUUAUAGCACCUGCAAAAUUUUCUGGUGCUUCAUCAGAUUUCACCUGUUUAUAAGAUCGCGUUGAAGUCAAUUUAUUACAGUUUUAAUAGGCCAUUCUCUCAAGUUAAAAUAGUCAUUGCCCUUUUGUUCUUCUGCUGCACUAUUAUUACAGCAGAGGCCACAAAUGCGGUUGGGGUGUCUUCUUUUUAAAGGGGCAUGCCUUUGACUUUUGUAUACGAGGUUAUAUACUGAUCUAUUUGGCCCUACCCCGUUCAGGCUGGUUGUUA
This is a messenger RNA of Theobroma cacao (cacao), 2511 nucleotides long. RefSeq names its product FRIGIDA-like protein (gene FRI). Lineage: Eukaryota; Viridiplantae; Streptophyta; Magnoliopsida; Malvales; Malvaceae. The record is from RefSeq and is a predicted model, not a curated record.